Molecule: messenger RNA, 1625 nt
Organism: Orbicella faveolata
Lineage: Eukaryota; Metazoa; Cnidaria; Anthozoa; Scleractinia; Merulinidae
Source: RefSeq, a predicted model, not a curated record
AGCGAAAGUUUCUACUGUAAAGCUUCUCAGAGAAAUCGACUCCUGUGGAUUAAACAGGUAAGACGAUCACACUGUAACUGAGAAAAGUUCGAACUGCAAUUUUUUUGCGGCCUUAGCUUUCCAGCUGAAGAAAAGGAAACUGUUAGCGCAAAAAGUGUGAACAGGGGGUUUUUUUCAGCUCGUAAAACUAGAUCAAUGUCUCACUGUAAUAAAGAGAAAAACAACUCUUUAGCAACUGGAAGUUUCUGUGAUUGGAAGAUAAUUCAACUUCUUUUUCUUUUGUAUCGAACAGUUUGUUAAUACUAGGUUUUGAAGAAAAUUGUCUAUCUUUCUUCUCCAGUGCCUAUUCGUCAUGACUUGGAUCGAAGAUAUCGACUACCUAUGUCCUUGGUUGAUGAAUAAUCUGCGAGCAGCUUCAGAACGAGUGAAUGAUUUAAAGGAAUGCCAAGCAGUGCGCAUGCUCAGACAAAUGAAGAAAUUUAUCUUAAACCAUCCAGUCUUCUCACUCUUCCUGGCUAUCGUAGUUAGCCUUGUUUUUCUGCCACUCCUCUUGUUCCUUACCUUUGUAUCAAGCUCAUUCGUGGUAGUGUCAGUAAGUGCACUAACAGUCCUUGGGGGAACAUUUGUGGUGGCUUUGUUCUCGUUCCUCGUAGCUCUGUCCCCAGCACUGGUGUUUGGAGGCAUCCAGGCAAAACUUAUUUACCUUCUGUUCUGUUUCGUCAUGAAAAUGCUGCAAAUUAUCAAGAGAUUGAAGUACAAGUGCUUAGCUGCUUCCCGGCGUUUAAGACAUCUUCGUCGUUGUCGGAGAGAACCAGUUCAAUUUGUUGGCUCACAAGUCGGCCCGGCAUGUUUUGCGGCCGAAUACGAGCAUUCUUUUAUCCCAGCUCUUAAUGAGGAGUAAUGAGGAGCUCUUCUAAAAGAAGCAACGGAACACAACUUGGUUAGGGACAAAAGACGGGAAAUACCUAAACUCCACACUGUCUUACCUCACUCAAACUGGAGUAGCUUACGACGAAAAUACUUAAGCAAAAUUCCAACAGACAUAAACUUACUGAGUUGUAGGCCAAAAGCAUCAACAUUUCCGGAAUCUCGGACGCCAUUUUCCCCGGGCUACAUCCGCAAAAAUCCUCGCAGCGUAUACGCGCGUGUGCGCACGCGAUGGCUUAAUUUGUUCUAAAAAUAGCAAAAUUGUCCCAUAUAGGGAAGGUUCCAAUACUAGAAAUGGCGCGCGCUUGCGGUCUCCGCCCCCAAUUAAGGGUCCUGCUAACACCCUCUAGUAAAUAAUAUAUAGAUUUAGCCAAGCCUAAAAGUGGAGCUCCUGGGCCGCUUUGUUCGAAACUCGCUUAAGCUAACCCAGGCUAAGCAAGAAUUUCAAUUUGAGUUUUGUGACUUUGCGGCGAGGUUUUCUUUUUAUAUUUUUGGCCUUCUGUUUUGAUUUUGAAUAAUCUGAAACUACACCAUGAGCCCUGACCCUAAAGCAGUGAAAAACACUUGUAGAGAAGAUAAAUUUACACUUCGGUUAACGUUCAAUCCUGGGUUACCCUUAAUCCAAUUUCCGAACAACCUGGCCCUGAUUACAACAAAUUAACCUGACAUGAGCCUGCGAUUCAAUCGAAAACACGUAC